CGCGAGACUCUCGUGACAACCGAGCGGACAGCGGGACAGCGGGAGGUACACAACACACUUCAGGGAGAAACGUCAGGGCGGCGCGCGCGCGUGGUGUCAUACGUUUAUUUUCUUUUUUUUCCUCGGGACCGCUGACCGAUUUCAAGUCUCGUUUUCGUCGCACAGCUGAUGUGCGUGCACACACGCAUACUCUUCGCCGUCGGAGAUUCAUGCUGCACGCUUAACAUCACCUGAUACUACUCACUACCGCGAGAUUGAGACGAUGGCGAGCGCGAGUGACAAGUCUAAGCAGAGGCUCCCGUCCAACGAGGAGGUCAUCGAGGAGCUCACCAGGGAUCUGGAAAGUUCCUGCAUCCGAGCGGACCAAGGGGACCAGGAAACGGAUGCUGCCUCUGCCGCGCGAUCGAAGGAUACGAGGCUCGACGGGGGAGAUUCCUGGGACGUGGAUAAGGAAGGCGACGCGAGCAACGAUGAUAACGCACAAAAUACAGAACCUUCGGAAGACAUAGACGAGGAGCUCCUUAAAGACAGGGAUUUGUUACUUUCGGAAAGCGAGCAAGAGACGUUGAAAUGUGAAGCAGAGAAUCUGAAGCAAGCGGGCAACGAUCUUUUCAAAAGUGGCGAAUACGUACAGGCGAUAUCACAGUACACACAAGGAUUGCAGACUUGUCCUUUAAUGUAUAGCAAAGAAAGAGCUAUACUAUAUGCGAAUAGGGCAGCAGCGAAAGCUAAGUGUCAGACAGAGAAGGACUCGGCGAUAUCCGAUUGUACCAAAGCUAUUGAAUUGAAUUCAAGUUACGUGAAGGCAUACUUAAGAAGAGCUCAGCUGUACGAAGAGACAGAAAAAUUGGAUGAGGCGUUAGAGGAUUUCAAGAAAGUAUUAACAUUCGACUCUAGUCACACAGAAGCCAAUUAUGCUGUUAGGAGAUUACCUCCAUUAAUCAACGAAAGAAAUGAGAAGUUAAAGACGGAAAUGUUGGGUAAAUUGAAGGAUCUAGGGAACAUGGUCUUGAGGCCCUUUGGCCUGUCCACGAAUAAUUUUGAACUGCAACAGGAUCCUAACAGUGGUGGCUAUUCCGUAAAGUUUCAUCAGAACCCCAUGUAACAAGCGAGUUAUAUGUUUUUUAUUCAUAAAAAACUGGAUGAAAUGUGUUCUUGUAAGAAAUUAAGAUAUAUUUAUAUAUUCUACACGGAUCCCAUGAAUUAUGAAUUUAAUCCCUAGCUUUUUAAUUAAAUGUAAUAGGUGUUAAUGAAAUAUCGAUAAAAGAUAAAGUCAGAAUUAUUCAAAUUGCAAAAUUUGAUUAGAGAUUUUAUGUUUAAAGCUAAUUCGAAAACAAUUUGUUAACGCGCGAGGCACAGCGGACUCGAAAUAUUUCUCCGUUCAAAGCUUCAGCGAUAUAUCUAUAUCGCAAGUCGCAAUGUCGGGUAUCCCACUAUAUUUGGCUCCAAUGUUAGACCGGAUAUAGCCUAUGGUUCAAUAAUACCGAGCUAUAUCGCUAUCGCCGACAAUUUUAGCUGUGGCUCUUACGAAGAGGUUGAACGACUUCGAUCGAGGGGGGAAGGUAGAGUGGGCAACGAACGACCUCGGUCGCAGAUUACAACAGAUCUAUUAUCAGUUGAUGUCAUUGGCAAUUAACAAUUAAAUUAUGAGAUGAGAUAAAGUUACAAUAGCGGAACUAAAAUGUCGGAAGUAAAGAUACUCGAGCUCAGGCAUUUUCUUCUGAAAUAUCAAAUGGACAUUGAUCCAACAUGAAUACGAAAAAUUACAGCAAUUUUUAUUGAUAACAAAAUUCAACAAAAAAAAAA
Molecule: messenger RNA, 1806 nt
Organism: Monomorium pharaonis (pharaoh ant)
Lineage: Eukaryota; Metazoa; Arthropoda; Insecta; Hymenoptera; Formicidae
Gene: Ttc1
Product: tetratricopeptide repeat protein 1
Exons: 4
Coding region: 263-1105 (280 amino acids)
Molecular function (GO): protein binding
Source: RefSeq, a predicted model, not a curated record